This is a messenger RNA of Aureobasidium namibiae CBS 147.97, 1521 nucleotides long. Its product is annotated as cysteine desulfurase. The coding region runs from base 1 to 1521 and encodes 506 amino acids. NCBI's taxonomy places the organism in Eukaryota, Fungi, Ascomycota, Dothideomycetes, Dothideales, Saccotheciaceae. Gene Ontology annotation, cellular component: mitochondrion; cytosol; nucleus. The record is from RefSeq and is a predicted model, not a curated record. Gene Ontology annotation, molecular function: pyridoxal phosphate binding; cysteine desulfurase activity. Gene Ontology annotation, biological process: [2Fe-2S] cluster assembly. The transcript has 2 exons.
AUGUCGUCCUCGUUCCCUUCUGUCGCGAGGCAGGCCCUCAACACCUCGGCCAGACGACUCUCUACCACCUACCGCCCUCGCCUUCUCUCAUCCCGCAUCGCCGCCACCCGUUCAUAUGUCUCCGAGAGCUCGACGCGGAACGCCACUAUCAAUGUCGAAUCCACCAUCAAGGCCGACCAGAAGGCCUUCCUCGCCGAGACUGGUAUCAAGCCCGAGAAUGCCACCAUGCCCACCACCGGCAUGGGCGCCGACGCCAUGAUGAGCCCCACCGCUGGAAUUCUCAAGCAGGCCACCAUCAUGGACCAUGGAACUCGCCCCAUCUACCUCGAUGCCCAAGCAACCACUCCCACCGACCCAAGAGUCUUGGACGCCAUGCUGCCCUACUUCACCGGUCUCUACGGCAACCCCCACUCGCGAACCCACGCCUACGGAUGGGAGACAGACAAGGCUGUUGAGCAAGCCAGAGCCAACAUUGCAGACCUCAUCGGCGCCGACCCCAAGGAGAUCAUCUUCACAUCCGGAGCCACCGAGAGCAACAAUAUGAGCAUCAAGGGUGUCGCCCGCUUCUUCAAGCGUGGCGGCAAGAAGAACCACAUCAUCACCUGCCAGACCGAGCACAAGUGUGUCCUCGACAGCUGUCGCCAUCUGCAAGACGAAGGUUUUGAGGUCACAUACCUGCCUGUCCAGUCGGAUGGCAGAAUCGACAUGAAGGAGCUGGAAGCCGCCAUGCGCCCGGACACGAUGCUUGUCUCGAUUAUGACGGUCAACAACGAGAUCGGUGUCGUCCAGCCUCUCGAGGAGAUUGGCAAGCUCUGCAGAUCAAAGAAGAUCUUCUUCCACACAGAUGCUGCUCAGGCUGUUGGCAAGAUCCCUCUCGAUGUCAACAAGCUCAACGUUGACCUCAUGUCCAUUUCUGGCCACAAGCUCUACGGUCCCAAGGGUAUUGGUGCCUGCUACGUCCGUAGAAGACCGCGUGUCAGACUCGACCCCAUCAUCAGUGGCGGUGGUCAGGAGAGAGGUUUGAGAAGUGGAACUAUCGCUCCUCCUCUGGUAAUCGGCUUCGGUGAAGCUGCAAGAAUUGCAAAGGAAGAGAUGGACUAUGACACCAAGCGCAUUGCUGCUCUUUCCAAGAAGCUGAGUGACGGUCUCCUUGGCAUGGAACACACCACGCUCAACGGAUCCCCCGAAUUCCACUACCCAGGCUGUGUCAACAUCUCGUUCGCCUACGUCGAAGGCGAAUCACUUCUCAUGGCCCUCAAGGAUAUCGCUCUUUCUUCCGGCUCCGCCUGCACAUCAGCCUCCCUCGAACCCUCAUACGUUCUUCGUGCUCUUGGCAGCAGUGACGAGAGUGCUCACAGCAGUAUCCGUUUCGGUAUCGGUCGCUUCACCACUGACGCCGAGAUUGACUACGUCCUCAAGGCUGUUCAAGAACGCGUUGCCUUCUUGCGUGAGUUGAGCCCUCUGUGGGAACUCGUCCAGGAGGGUGUUGACCUCAACACCAUCGAGUGGAGUGGUCACUAA